Molecule: messenger RNA, 2766 nt
Organism: Penicillium expansum
Lineage: Eukaryota; Fungi; Ascomycota; Eurotiomycetes; Eurotiales; Aspergillaceae
Exons: 1
Coding region: 1-2766 (921 amino acids)
Source: RefSeq, a predicted model, not a curated record
AUGAGAUUGAACGUCCUCUCACGUCAAUUAAACAUGGCUAUGGCAAAUGGAGCUCUUCCACAGACUCUCAAGUCUAUCACCGCAACGAAAAUCAGUGAACUCUCCAAGCAACGCGUCCUAUUUGACCGACGUAAAACGGAAAUUCUUGCAGUUGCGAACGCUGCCCCAGAUCGGCGCACCCAUGCUCAGGCUUUGCUAGAUGGAAUCUCACGCCUGAAAGGAUACAAAGAGGAUUCGCUCGACAAAGAUGACCUGGAUCUAGAUGCCGAUUCCUCGGAUAAGGAGUCAGAUGACAUUCUCACUUCACGAGGAGUCGGUCGUUUACAGCCCGAAGAUCAUAAGAAUAUUCGUCGCUUUCUUCUGCAAAGUCGCCACGACCCUUCUAUCUCCCAAGCAGCUCUACAGGGUCGUAUCGAUCAACUUGAAAAGGAACUGCGGUAUCUUGAGAUCAAGCAUGAGCACAGUGCUUUCUAUAGCAAUUUGGUUACAGAGUGGUUGUCCGAGUUAGAUGGAAGCAUUAAUUCCACUGCGAGCGAAACCAAAUCCACCGACUCCAACCCGGAUUUCGAAACCGUUGGGCGGGCAGAAAUGCACGAGCAACGCGCGACUUGGGAGUCCUUGGUUUUCACUGCCGCCACUCAUGUCGACGAGGACGCAAUCCGGACCUACCUCAACGAUCUCUUCACACAUAGCAAGCUUUCUCAACAGGCACUCAAGGAUCUACGAACAAGUAUCGAAUCGUUUGGAAAGGACUUGGCCUCAAAGGGUGAGUGGCUCGAUGUGGACGAACUCAAAUGGGUCUCUGGUGCACUACUCAAGAGUGAUAUCCUCAGCGAUGAAAAGACAGCCAUUCUGAAAGAGUUUAUGCGUAAUAAUGAGGUUGCCCAAGAGGUGGCAGAUGUGCUCAACAUGCGCAUUGCCUCGCUUGAGAGCUGGACAUGGACUGGAGAUGCAGAGGGUAUUCCUGUUGAAAUGCGCCGUCAGCUCAACGGUAAAUACCGGGUUUUCAUGGACGAAGACCUUCUAGAUGCCCUUCUGCUACAGUACAUCGGCACAAUGUGGGCUGUGAAGCUGCGAAAGGUAUUUGAGACAUUCCUAGGUUCCAACGCCUGGAAGACCCUACGAGAAGACAUCCCCGAAAAUCACAAGGAAAUGCGAAAGCACUUCCUCGGUCGAGGAGCCAACAAUGACUCUGGUAGGAUAAACGAGCUUCGAAGGGAGACAUACGCCGACGAAUAUUUCAUGAGUCAACUGCCCACUUCAACCGCUGAAGGCGCGCGGGAAUACGAUGACGCAGAGUCCGGAGAAAAAACCGUCCUGGAUACAAAGCACUCCCUUUUACACCUCCUGAUCACAGAAUCUAUCAUCCAUAAGCAUCAGCGCGGGGACUUCACUGCAGUGCGAUCUGAUUUUGAGUGGUUUGGCCCUUCAAUGCCCCAUGCCACCAUGCUCACUGUGUUGAAGUUUUUCGGGGUCUCCGAUCUGUGGAUCAAAUUUUUUGUAGUGUUCCUGGAGGCUCCGCUCAAGUUUUCCCAAGAUGGAACUGAUGCCUCUGUUCAAAUCCGCAAGCGUGGCCUUCCAAUGAGCCAUACACUCGGUGACUGCUUCGGAGAAUCUGUUCUCUUCUGUAUGGACUAUGCAGUCAAUCAAGCCACCGAAGGCGCCUUUCUGUACCGCCUUCAUGAUGACUUCUGGUUCUGGGGCGCAGAGAAUACUUGCGUCAAGGCAUGGCAGGCAAUGGAGCAGUUUACUAAGGUAAUGGGUUUGAAGCUCAACCAGAAAAAGACUGGCACUGUGCAGAUGGGCCUGAAUAAGGCCCCGAAACAGUCAGCUCUCCCCACAGGUGAUAUCCGCUGGGGCUUCCUGGUGCUGGAUGCGGAGCAAGAAAGAUUCAUAAUCGACCAGGCCAAGGUCGACGAACACAUCGAAGAGCUUUCACGACAACUUUCAUCCUGUAAAAGUGUGUUCGCUUGGGUACAGGCAUGGAACAGCUAUUUCGGCCGCUUCUUUACCAACAACUUUGCAAACCCAGCCAUUUGUUUCGGUCGGGACCAUAUCGACAUGGCCAUUUCCACCCUCAGCCGCAUCGAACGCACACUCUUCAACAAAGCCCUAGAUGAUAAGAAUCCAUCAGAUCAAAUCAGUGGUGUCACCGAUCAUUUACGCACUGUAAUCGCAGAUCGCUUCGAUAUCCAUGAUCUCCCGGAUGGGUUCUUCUAUUAUCCCAUUGAACUUGGUGGCCUGGGACUUCUCAAUCCCUUCAUUAGACUGCUCGCCAUGCGGGAGAACAUCAAACAGACCCCCCGGAAGCUACUGCACAAGGCUUCGCUGAGGGAUGAGAAAGAAUACGAGACAGCGAAAGAAAGGUUCGCGAAGAACGGCGCUGAUAUUGGCAGCCAAUUUGGGAGCAAACUGAGCGGCAAACCCAAGCCAUUCAUGUCCCUGGAAGAGUACACACGCUAUCCGGAAACAUUCAGCUCCUCUCUUGUGGAUGUGUAUACAACACUUACUGAGGUGCCGAGCGAGAUUAGUGUGGCUCGGACUUCGAGCUUUGAAAGCGAGCAAAACUCACUUGAUAAAAAGUCUUCUGCAGGCUCUAUCUCUCCUUACUGGGGGCAAAUGACACCCUACUGGCGAUGGGUGGCGGAGUUAUACCACGAAGAUAUGGUACGUACUUACGGUAGCUUGGCUGCUGUGAAUCGCGAGUCUAUGCCCCUAGGUGUCGUGAAGACACUACGGGAGGGUAAAUUUAGAUGGCAAGGCUGA